GCUUGGCAUAGUCCCAUGGUAAAGGCAGUUAUCGUCACCCCCAGUAACUGGGAAUAUAAAACAUUCUUACCUUCCUCCAUGUCAUUACGGGCUGCUGCCUCCAGGAGGGUGACGUUUUGGGGAAACAUUAUGCGUCGUUCCUCUUUGCUUCCCUGAUUUUUAUGCCCCCCUUUUGAUUUCUUGUUUUGCCAGUCCUUUUCAAACUGUGCCCAUUUCUUCAGCUGCUGUGCCCGCCGUUUCUGAGCGUGCUUUAACCUCUCCUGCGUGGUCAUCCGGCUCACCGCUGGCAUCUCCGACAGAAGCUCCAGGUGGUCUGCCAUUGCCAGCAACGGGAGCCCUGGGGUACACACACAGUGCACAAUAGGAAGGGAUCACAAAAAUACAAUAUCAAGGGUAAUGCAGGACCCGCUGCGGGUGGACGGGCAUGAAACCCACGAGAGUGCAGCCUGGAAGAUAUGUGGGUGAUACUGUGGGCAUCUGCAUGGCACCAGAAGUGUCAGAAUGUCAAGCAAUACAGAGCUAGUAGUUAAUCCGUGUUAUGUCCGAUGCAUGAUGCCACAUUCCCAAGUACAAAUCCUCCUCAUGUUUCCAGGGUUAACAUCCCGAUUCCCAGUAAAACCUCUCUGUGCCUGAACACAGCGCCACUGGGCACACCAUCCCUCGACACAGGGCGAGCAUGUGCCAGUCAGAACUGGGGUACACUGACUCUUCUAUGGGGGUGAAGGACAAUCCCUGGAGCACAGCUGGUUAUCACUCAGUAAGAGCUGAUCCAUCACCCAGAAGAGGUGGUACCUAAAGUAAACUGUGGGUGUGAUGGACCCAGCUCACACUCCAUGAUUACUCACAGGAAGCAGAUCUUGAUAGAUGGCUGUCCUAUGCCAGAAUAUCCAAGCAGAGACCCAGGAGCUGAAUAUGGGGUGAAUACUAGUAAUGGGGGAGUGGGCACUCAGCUCAAGAGCAGGAGUGGGGGAGUGGGCACUCAGCUCAGGGGCAGCAGUGGGGGAGUGGGCACUCAGCUCAGGGGCAGCAGUGGGGGAGUGGGCACUCAGUCCAGGGGCAGCAGUGGGGGAGUGGGCACUCAGCUCAGGGGCAGGAGUGGGCAAUCAGCUCAGGGGCAGCAGUGGGGGAGUGGGCACUCAGUCCAGGGGCAGCAGUGGGAGAGUGGGCACUCAACUCAGGGGUAGCAGUGGGGGAGUAGGCAAUCAGCUCAGGGGCAGCAGUGCGGGAGUGGGCACUCACUCAGUCCAGGGGGCAGCAGUGGGAGUGGGCACUCAGUCCAGGGGCAGCAGUGGGGGAGUGGGCAAUCAGCUCAGGGGCAGCAGUGGGGGAGUGGGCACUCAGUAUAAUGGAGGAUACUCGCUCUCUCCCUGGAUCAGAUUCUCCUCUGGUGACACUUGGAAACCUGAACCGCUUC
Molecule: messenger RNA, 1414 nt
Organism: Pelobates cultripes (western spadefoot toad)
Lineage: Eukaryota; Metazoa; Chordata; Amphibia; Anura; Pelobatidae
Source: the annotation of a GenBank genome assembly